Molecule: messenger RNA, 7161 nt
Organism: Conger conger (European conger)
Lineage: Eukaryota; Metazoa; Chordata; Actinopteri; Anguilliformes; Congridae
Gene: tjp1a
Product: tight junction protein 1a
Exons: 30
Coding region: 174-5411 (1745 amino acids)
Biological process (GO): protein localization to cell-cell junction; positive regulation of blood-brain barrier permeability; cell-cell adhesion
Cellular component (GO): bicellular tight junction; plasma membrane
Molecular function (GO): cell adhesion molecule binding
Source: RefSeq, a predicted model, not a curated record
AGCCGUCUCUGCGCCGGAUCAAGGGCCGGAUUCACCGGAGCAAGAGCCUGGACAGCAUCGACCUGCUGGAGUCCAACCUUGAGACCGCUGGGAGCAGGCCCUUCUCCAGGAGUUACCAGCCCCUAGUGGCGCAGCCGGGAGACUUCCGGGGACCUUCACCACCUGCGCCGGUGAUGGAGGAGACGGUAAUAUGGGAACAGCACACAGUGACUCUUCACAGGGCUCCUGGGUUCGGGUUCGGGAUAGCCAUUUCGGGAGGUCGGGAUAACCCUCAUUUUCAGAGCGGGGAGACCUCCAUCGUCAUAUCGGACGUCCUGAAGGGAGGUCCGGCAGAGGGGCUACUGCAGGAGAACGACCGGGUCGUCAUGGUCAACGCAGUCUCCAUGGACAACGUGGAGCAUGCGUAUGCUGUGCAGCAGCUUCGGAAAAGUGGGAAGAACGCGAAAAUAACGAUCCGGCGUAAGCGGAAAGUGCAGAUCCCGGUGCGCGCCCCGGGCGACCGGGACACCAUGUCGGAGCCGGACGACGACGACGACGACGACAGCUACGAGGAGGAGCUGUACGAGCAUCGCAGCGCCCGCGCCGUGUCCUACGCCGUGGCGGGAGCGUCCUCGCUGAGGAGGGCCGACCGGGGCGGGGCCCGCCGCGAACGCAGCGUCUCCCGCGAGAGGAGCGCCUCGCCCCGCUCCGACCACCGCUCCCUCUCCUCCAACCUCACCCCCCGCCCCGCCAAGGUCACCCUCGUCAAGUCCCGCAAGAAUGAAGCAGAAUACGGCUUGCGGUUGGCCAGCCACAUUUUCGUCAAGGACAUCUCCCCGGAGAGCCUGGCGGCGCGGGACGGGAACAUUCAGGAGGGGGACGUGGUGCUGAAGAUCAACGGGACGGUGACCGAGAACCUGUCCUUGACCGACGCCAAGAAGCUGAUCGAGCGGUCGAAGGGCAAGCUGAAGAUGGUGGUGCAGCGGGACGAGAGGUCCACGCUGCUGAACAUCCCCGACCUGGACGACAGCGUGGCCUCCGCCAACGCGUCCGACCGAGACGACAUUUCAGAAAUUCAUUCACUGGCAUCAGACCAUUCCAAUCGAUCACAUGACAGAAACCGCUGCGGUCGUACGCGCUCCCCCGACAGACGGUCGGAACCCUCAGACCUUUCCCGGCACUCUCCUCAGCCAAUCAGCAACGGCAGUCACAGAAGUCGCGAGGAGGAGAGGAGUUCGAAGGCGGGCGUGCUGUCGACUCCUGUAAAACUCGCCGAAGACUCGCUAAACGCCAAGCCAGCCGAACCGCCCGGGGCCAAAGAGGAGACCCUGUUACCCCCUCUGCCAGAGCCCAAACCGGUGUACGCCCAGCCGGGCCAGCCCGACGUAGACCUGCCCGUCAGCCCCUCUGAUGCACCUGUGCCCAGCGUCGCCCACGACGACGGCAUCCUCAGGCCAAGCAUGAAGCUGGUGAAGUUUAGGAAGGGGGAGAGCGUGGGUCUACGUCUGGCCGGGGGCAACGACGUGGGCAUCUUCGUGGCGGGCGUGCUGGAGGACAGCCCUGCGGCCAAGGAGGGCCUGGAGGAGGGGGACCAGAUUCUCAGGGUUAACAACGUGGACUUCGCCAACAUCAUCCGUGAGGAGGCCGUGCUCUUCCUCCUCGACCUUCCGAAAGGGGAGGAGGUCACCAUUCUGGCCCAGAAGAAGAAGGAUGUGUACCGGCGGAUCGUGGAGUCGGACGUGGGCGACUCGUUCUACAUCAGGACGCACUUCGAGCACGAGAAGGAGUCGCCGUACGGCCUGAGCUUCAACAAGGGCGAGGUGUUCCGGGUGGUGGACACGCUCUACAACGGCAAGCUGGGCUCCUGGCUGGCCAUCCGCAUCGGCAAGAACCACCAGGAGGUGGAGCGGGGCAUCAUCCCCAACAAGAACAGGGCGGAGCAGCUGUCCAGCGUGCAGUACACCCUCCCCAAAACGGCGGGGGGCGACCGUGCGGACUUCUGGAGGUUCCGGGGCCUGCGGAGCUCCAAGAGGAACCUGAGGAAGAGCCGGGAGGACCUGUCGGCCCAGCCCGUCCAGACCAAGUUCCCCGCCUACGAGAGAGUGGUGCUGAGGGAGGCGGGGUUCCUGAGGCCGGUGGUGAUCUUUGGGCCCAUCGCAGACGUGGGGCGGGAGAAGCUGGCCAGGGAGGAGCCGGACGUGUUUGAGCUGGCAAAAAGCGAACCCAGAGACGCUGGGUCUGACCAGCGUGGCUCCGGAAUCAUCCGUCUCCACACCAUCAAGCAGAUCAUUGACCGGGAUAAACAUGCCGUGUUGGACAUAACCCCCAACGCGGUGGACCGGCUGAACUACGCCCAGUGGUACCCCAUCGUGGUGUUCCUGAACCCCGACACCAAGCAGGGGGUGAAGCACAUGAGGACCCGCCUGUGCCCCGAGUCCCGCAAGAGCGCCCGCAAACUCUACGAGCGCGCCGUCAAGCUGAGGAAGAUCAACCACCACCUCUUCACCACCACCAUCAACCUGAACCACAUGAACGAUGGCUGGUACGGGGCUCUGAAGGACACCAUCCAGCAGCAGCAGAACCAGCUGGUGUGGGUUUCAGAGGGCAAGGCGGACGGCGCCCCCGACGACGACCUGGAUCUCCACGACGACCGGCUGUCGUACCUGUCGGCGCCGGGCAGCGAGUACUCCAUGUACAGCACGGACAGCCGGCACACGUCCGACUACGAGGACACGGACACGGAGGGCGGCGCCUACACGGACCAGGAGCUGGACGAGACGCUGAACGACGAGGUGGGCCUGCCCUCCGAGCCCGCCAUCACGCGCUCGUCCGAGCCCGUGCGCCAGGACCCGCCCGUCGUCCAGGAGCCGCCCGGGUACGCCGGCUACCAGCACGCGCCACCGCAGCCCGACCCGCUCAACCGGAUAGACCCCGCCGGGUUCAAGGGCUCCCCCUCCCAGCAGAAAGCAGAGGCUGUUCCUGCCAUGCCUUGCCUUCCCCUGCAGCCCUGGGCAGAGACAGCGCCCCCUGCUGCCCCUGGCCGCUCUGUACAUGUAGCCGCUAUGAGCCCUGAGGAGCCUCCGUCUGCUCCCCAGAGCGAAUCCAGCCCCAGGGCUGGCUCGCUUAGGAGACCCGCCCCCGAGCUAGCUCGACCCCCGACACACCGCCCCCACCAAUCCGGACCACCCAAUUCUGAACCAAAGAUAUUCCAGAAGGAUCUCUACGGCAUGGAGGACCCGGUGAGACUGGGGCCGAAGCCGCAGCAGCCGCCCCCGCCCGCCGUGGGGUCUCCGCUGACCUACGAUCCCCAGCCCCCGUACCAGGAGGAGCAGCCAUACAGAGACUACGAGCGCCCGCCUUACCGCUACGACGGGGGCGGCUACCUGGAACCAAAGUCCCGCAGCUUCGACUCGCACCUGCACUACGAGAACCGCGUGCCUCACUACGGCGACCAGUGGUCCCCCUACGACCAGCAGGCCUCCCCCGGCCGCCCCCCGGGCUACCAGCCGGCCCGCCCGCCCGCGGAGAACCAGCACCCCCCGGGCUACGGCCCGCGGCAGGCCUACGAGGGCGGAGCCGAGCGCGACUACAGCCCCCCUCAGCCCCGUUACGACGAGCCCCCCCCGGGCUACGAGGGCCGGCUGGCGAAGGGCUACAAGCCGGGGCCGGUGCGUUACGACGAGCCCCCGCCGCCCGUCUCUACGGGUUACGACCCCCGCCCCCGCUACGACCCCGAACCCCACCCCUCCCACUCCCCAGAGCCCCCCAAGCAAUACUACGACCCCGCGCCGAGGUCGCCCUACAACCCGGGACCCCCCGGCCGCGGGUACAAGCCAGGCCAGCACGAGCCCCCCGUCAGCUCUGACGCCCCCCUGCCCCCUCCCAAAGCGGAGCCCGCCCCUCCCGUGAGCGGUGAGGUCAUCACCGUGGCGCCCAAGCCCCUGCCCCCGCUGCCCCCGCGGGAGCCUGAGGACGACCCCGCCAUGAAGCCACAGUCCGUGCUCACCCGCGUCAAGAUGUUCGAGAACAAGCGCUCCGUCUCUGUGGACCGGGGCAAGGAGCCCGUGGAUGUGGCCCCCAAGCCUGCCGGUGUCCCUUGUUCUGUCCCUAAAGCAAACUCCCUCAGCCACCUGGACCAGGAGAAGACCGUCUGCAGGGCCCCAGAACCACAGACCAAGCCCCCGGAGGACCUGGUGCGCUCCAACCACUACGACCCUGAGGAGGACGAGGAGUACUACAGGAAGCAGCUGUCCUACUUCGACAGGCGCAGCUUCGACAGCAAGGCCGUGCCCCAGCCCGCCCCCGUCUCCAACCGCCUCCCUGAGAUCCUCAAGCCUGCCCAGGCCCAGCCCCAGCUCAUGUACAGCUACUCCAGAUUUCACGGCUCGUACACUCGCUUUGACCACCUGAAAAGGAGUAAGGGGGCGGAGUCGACGGAGAAGAUGAGUCCCGGGGAGAAGAGAUACGAGUCCGUGCCCCCGAUCACGACCCCUCCCUCUCAGUACGGUCAGCCCAGCCCCACUCUCCCGCCCUCCGCACUGCCCAAACCACCCACCUCUGAAGUAAGCCCCCUGUCCGAUCCCCACGGCUCCCCGAAGUCCAAACCCGCUAACCGCGAAGACACGGUCCACAGCAACUACCUGCCGCAGAAGAGCUUCCCGGAGAAGUCCCCAGUGAACGGGACGGACCCGCUGCCCGCCAAGCCCCCUCCCGCCGCGACCAGCUACAACCGCUACGUCCCCAAGCCCUACACCAGCUCCGCCCGGCCCUUCGAGCGCAAGUUCGAGAGCCCCAAGUUCAACCACAACCUGCUGCCCAACGACACCCAGGCCAAGGCCGAACCCGCCCCCCCGCCCAAACCCAAGCCCCAGAGCUCCCCCCAGCCCGCCGAGCCGGACAGCGGCCUGGACACCUUCCCCCGGGCCAAAUACCAGCACAACAACAUCAGCGCCGUGCCCAAGGCCAUUCCCGUCAGCCCCAGCGCGCUGGAGGAUGACGAGGAGGACGAAGGGCACACGGUGGUGGCCACGGCCCGGGGCAUCUUCAACAGCAACGGCGGCGUGCUGAGCUCCAUCGAGACGGGCGUCAGCAUCAUCAUCCCCCAGGGCGCCAUCCCCGAGGGCGUGGAGCAGGAGAUCUACUUCAAAGUCUGCAGGGACAACAGCAUCCUGCCCCCUCUGGACAAGGAGAAGGGAGAGACGUUGCUGAGCCCGCUGGUGAUGUGCGGCCCGCACGGCCUGAAGUUCCAGAAGCCGGUGGAGCUGCGCCUGCCUCACUGUGCGUCCAUGACCCCCGACGGUUGGUCUUUUGCUCUAAAAUCCUCCGACUCCUCGUCGGGUGACCCCAAGAGCUGGCAGAACAAGUCCCUGCCCGGGGACCCAAACUACCUGGUGGGUGCGAACUGUGUGUCGGUGCUCAUCGACCACUUCUGAAGAGGGGAACAGCUGGCCUGUUACUGAGCGUGAACACUGAAGGGGGAGGGUGAACAGAGUGCCCCCCCCCCCCCCACCCCAGAACAGCCCCCCCGCCACCCCCAUCACCGCCCUGUUUACUGGGCUCUGCAUCACCAGAAGUAUUAAACCUCCUGACCUCUGACCUCUGAUGUCAUUUAGCUGUGCCCAGACAAAAUCGCGAGAUGAAGGAGGCUCAGAGGAAGUACUGUUGUUUUUUUUGUCUUUAGUUUCCUUUCUUUUCUUUAGGUUCUAUAAAGGCUUGCAAAAAUGAUGAAUAAAUAACACUACAUUACUGGAGUGCACACCCUGUGCCACUGACUGAACACUAUUUGCUCCAAGUCUCCCCUCUGCACAGGAAGAACAGACUGCUUUGUCAGGGUCUUAAGUGAAAUAGGACACGUUUAACAGAAGUGGAAAUUACUGUUUUUGUGGGUAUUCACACACACACACACACACACGCACGCACAAUUUUACAUGCAGACACAGAAACAUUUGAAAUGACUGUAAUUACAAUUAUCGUCGUGAUGAAGAUUGCGUGUACCGUUUUUGACGCUACGAGACUAACAGGUGAGGGCACGCUGACAUUUUUCAUUUCUCCUUUUCUUAUCGUUGACGGAUUUGUGAAGGUCCAAGAAUGCUGUUUCAGGUUGUUAUUCUGAUGGUGAGCAUCUCAAAGUCUUAAACACAAAUUAAGCUGACACUAUCAACAGAUUUCCAGGUGCAUGUCGUACCUCUAAACUGGCUCUUUUUUUAUUUAGAACCACUUUUAACAGCGUUUUAUCUUGGAUGAGAAUACUGACUUAUUUUUGUAGCUGUGGAACUCUCCCGCUGUCUCAAGAUCUAUGCAUGUGCCGUCUCAGGUCCACACACCUGUUUGUUCUGUCCCACCCAGUCAACCCCCAACUGACACUCAGAAGCAGCGAUGCCUUAUCUGCGUUUUAUUCACUUUUUACACUACUUCAGUUUCUUUUUUUUUAAGUUAUGAUAAGUUAUGAAUAAAAAGAAGAGGCGUGUUUUGCUUUUUUGACAAACCGCUGUAUAAAAUAAACGUGGGGUUUUGUUUAGCACAGAAGAACAGUGGAGGCUGAGGGAAAAAAAUAAAGAUAUCCUUUUUUCUGUUAUGCAUAUGAAGUCAAAAGAGAAACAAGGUUUAAGAAGAAAAUGUCAGAAAUUGUGGCUGUAUAUAAUGCUAGCAUAUGGCCUUGGUUCUUGGUUUGUAAAUUAACUUUUGUAUGUCUUUGUUAUUUUGUACAAAACUAAACAGAAAACAAUGGUUUCUAAAAAAAAAAAAAAAGAAUGACGUAAAAUGAAAAUGGUUAUCUUUGUAUUCUGAUCAUACCCUUGAGCCUUGGAACUUCUAACUUAGCAGUAAUAAAUCAAAACUUUUCUACCAAUAUACACACACUACAUUUAAACAUUUUUAUCAAUCACAAAAUGUUUUUAUGAUUAUUUACAAAAGUGCUUGGUUUAAAUAAUUUAAACAAUCCGUACUUUGAAAGGGUCAACUUCAUUUAUUUGUGAUACUGAAAGCUGUAUUGUGUGCCCUGAAAUGUAUUUUUGUACUAAUAGACAAUUUAUUAUGGCACACCAGUACUGGUUUCUUUAGGAAAGAUAACACAAGCUUCAAUCAGACAUUAGCAUUUCUUUACUGUGUGGCUGACAUUUUUUUUUUCUUUGCAACAUAUUUCUAAGUAUACCACUGUAUUAAUAAAAUAAUUUUUAAAAUAAA